AUGGAAUUGUGGAUGAGUCCGCUUGUCUCAAAACUGGUUGAGACAAAAAAUGGAUUUUUGAACCGAUCGGUUCACCAUGCAUCGACUCCAUUCACUUGCAUUGACCUACUAGGAUAUAUAUCCUUUCCUUGGUACAAUGGAAGUGGUAUUUCUCCUUUAAGAAGACAAUUAGUGAAAGAAGAAGGUAUUCUUUCGUCUCUAAGUGUAGGAAAAGAUAAAACAACCGGAAAAGAAAUGAUUAGUUCAAAGGAAGUUAGGGCAGCGGGCAGGUACGAAGUUCGGUCAAUCAAUCGCUCAAUCCACCCGAGGCAAGGGAUUCUUGUUGCGUCCAAUAAUACUGCUUCUGGGGACAGCUUUGGAACUGGGGCCUACUUUUCCUGCUUUCUUCCCCAAGGAUGGCAGCAAGUGAAUAAAAAUGCUCUGCUCUGUAAAUCAAUAGAUGAGUUAUUUGAAAAAGGAAGAGAUGAAGUACAACAAUCAGUUUUAGGGGGACUGAUGCAGCAGACGAAAAGUUGCAACAUCCCACCAGGGUUUACACUCAAAACCCUUGUUGACAUCCUGAUUUCCCAAGCUUCCACAAUCAAUUCUGUAAAACCACCACUGGGGCAGGCUAAUCGGUUAUUGUUGAACUCUUUCAUUGCAGAGUCAAAAAUCCAGUCCGCCAUCUCAGCUUCAUCUCCUUCUUCAUGCUUGUCUUCUGCUUCUCUGGUGGGUGGUUCCACGGUCACAAUGGGUUUACAGAUGGGUCCUUCGCAAUGGUGGUCAAAAAUCCAGUCCGCCAUCUCAGCUUCAUCUCCUUCUUCGUGCUUGUCUUCUGCUUCUCUGGUGGGUGGUUCCACGGUCACAAUGGGUUUACAGAUGGGUCCUUCGCAAUGA
Messenger RNA from Ilex paraguariensis (yerba mate), 876 nucleotides. The record is from the annotation of a GenBank genome assembly. Lineage: Eukaryota; Viridiplantae; Streptophyta; Magnoliopsida; Aquifoliales; Aquifoliaceae.